This is a messenger RNA of Sus scrofa (pig), 6825 nucleotides long. It is a transcript of the gene SLC35D1, whose product is annotated as solute carrier family 35 member D1. NCBI's taxonomy places the organism in Eukaryota, Metazoa, Chordata, Mammalia, Artiodactyla, Suidae. The record is from RefSeq and is a predicted model, not a curated record.
AUUAGAUCAUUUUACUUAAGCUGAUAAUAAUGAUUUGUUUUUGUUAUACGAUAAUGUCUACCACUGAAAGCUACUGAAAACUAGCUUUAUACCCGGAGAUGGGGAGAUGCAGGCUCAGAGAGAUCAACUAAUUGGCUCAAGAGCACACAGCUAGUGAGGGGUCAUUUCUAGGAAUCCUAGAAUUGGAACACAGCUCUAACACUUUGCUCUUUCACCAAUCCCCAAACCACUUGAUUAUCUUGCUACUUUGGAUAGGGCAAUACCUUACUUUAGGGGAAAAAAAAAUCUCCCUUGGCCUGCAAAGACAGCAUUGUUUGGUGUUUUCUGGGUUCAGAAACCGUAAGAAAUCUGGGACAACGCAGAAUGAAAUAUUUGUUGAGUGUCUACACUUGAUCCACAUCUGAUUCUUUUUAAGGGCUUGGACCCUCUGCAAGAGAGAUCAAAAACAUUUAAAAUGAGUCUAGACGCACACACCCUAAUAACUACUCGGCAAGCCAAGCCACCUGUUACCUACCGACUGGAGGAGGGUCUGUAUUUGUGUGUGUGUGUGUGUGUGUGUUGCGGCAGUUAUCUAAAGAAUACGGCUUUCAGCUCCCUAGCCACCAGCCUCCCUAUUCCAGGUACCCCGCCGCACUAAGAGAGCCAGCGCGGGCUCGCGCGCAGGCGCAAGGCAGCCGCUAAGUUCCGCGACUGUGCGGUGCUGACUGUCGCGUGGUGUCCCCGAGUGGUUCCCCUAGGCUACUUCUCCCUCUUCAUCCUGGACUCAGGGUCGCCACUGCCCGUUCUGCAGGCACUUUGCAACCCGUGCCCAGGCCGAGCCAGGCGCAGCCCCUACCCUCUGACCCAGCGUUGCACAAUGCCCGACCAAAGUCCCCGGGCGGGUAAACCCCAGCGUCCCUGCCCCUGGGCGGGGACGGGUGGCGGCCUUGCGGGGAGCCGAGGCGACCAGCGCAGCCGGCUCAGUGCACCGGCGCCGGCCCUCGAGUUCCCCGCGAGCUGCCGCCGCAGACCCCCAAGCCGCUCGGCCCCGCUGCCCGCCGCUCGCCGCUCCCCUCGCAGGCCGCCGCCGCGGUCGCCGCCGCCGCAGCCAUGGCGGAAGUUCAUAGACGUCAGCAUGCCCGGGUUAAAGGAGAAGCCCCCGCGAAAUCCUCCACACACAGACAUGAGGAGGAGCUGGGGAUGGCGUCGGCCGAAACGCUGACCGUGUUCCUGAAGCUGCUGGCAGCCGGCUUUUACGGCGUGAGCUCCUUCCUGAUCGUGGUCGUCAACAAGAGCGUGCUCACCAAUUACAGAUUUCCCUCCUCACUAUGUGUUGGACUUGGCCAGAUGGUGGCUACAGUGGCAGUACUCUGGGUGGGAAAGGCACUCAGAGUAGUCAAGUUUCCAGACUUUGACAGAAAUGUACCUCGAAAGACGUUUCCACUACCUCUACUAUAUUUUGGGAACCAAAUCACGGGACUGUUCAGCACAAAGAAACUGAACUUGCCAAUGUUUACAGUUCUGAGAAGGUUCUCUAUCCUGUUUACAAUGUUUGCUGAAGGAGUUUUACUCAAGAAAACUUUUUCUUGGGGUAUUAAGAUGACUGUAUUUGCAAUGAUUAUUGGAGCGUUUGUAGCUGCCAGCUCUGACUUGGCAUUUGAUCUGGAAGGAUAUGUUUUUAUUCUGAUAAAUGAUGUGCUGACAGCAGCAAAUGGUGCCUACGUAAAACAAAAAUUAGAUUCAAAGGAACUGGGAAAAUAUGGUCUGCUCUAUUACAAUGCACUGUUCAUGAUUCUGCCCACCCUGGCCAUUGCAUACAUUACGGGAGAUGCACAGAAGGCAAUGGAUUUUGAAGGCUGGGCGGACACCCUCUUUCUUCUGCAGUUCACCCUCUCUUGUGUGAUGGGAUUUAUCUUGAUGUACGCCACAGUACUCUGCACGCAGUAUAAUUCUGCUCUUACAACUACAAUAGUUGGCUGUAUUAAGAAUAUAUUAAUAACUUAUAUUGGAAUGGUCUUUGGUGGAGAUUAUAUUUUCACAUGGACAAACUUCAUUGGCUUAAAUAUCAGUAUUGCUGGGAGCCUGGUGUAUUCCUAUAUCACUUUCUCUGAGGAGCAGCUGAGCAAACAGUCGGAGGCCAGUAACAAGCUGGACAAUAAGGGGAAAGGAGCAGUAUGACCUGAGGAUUGCUUCAGCCACCUCGGCCAAGUUUAUGAUCAGCUCGGGACGCUGGCAUUUCCUACACAGAUACGGAGGGGUCUUGGUUACGGAGGACAUACCGUUUCUUUGCACUUGUACAAUCCGAGGAUUGAUUGCUGCCUUUUUAAAUCUUUUGAGAGAAACUUACAACUGAUUCUUUUAAAUAUGCCAUUCGAAUUAAUUUAUAUCAGACUGGAAAACGUACUGGGCUUUUUAAUUUAUUUUUCUUCGAUGCUGACGGUGAAACAUCCAUGUUUUGAAAAUAGUUUAUUCCAUAGCUUGAUCAUCCAGGUGUCCCUGGGAGCUGCAGAUAGAAAGCGCUCCAGCCGGAGCCUCAUCAGUCGCACCAUUGCUGCGUCUGGAGGCAGCUUCGCAUUCCUCUUGCUGGAAACGCAGCUGAGUAUCUGACUUCCUCUGCUUUGAAUUUUCUUUCUGAGCGAUUGCAUUUUCUUCAUAAAGAUAUCAUCACUGCUCUCGCCAGAGAUGACACCUUUGGCACUAAAGAAACAGGUGCGGCUUUGCUGUGUAUGAGUUUGCACAUUGGCUUCCCUGAGAACUCACGGGAUGAGCAGUGUAUGUUCCUUGAAAAUAUCCUGUUCCCUCUUUGUGGGGUGGGGUGGGGAUGAUGAAGGGAUGGAGGAAGUAGGCCUUUUUUACUCUUUUAUUCAUCUGAGUCACUCAUUCAACUAAAGCGUAUUGAGUAUGUGAUACGUGCCAGGCAUUGUGCUCCGUGCUGGGGGUAGGAUAUUGUUGGAGUAGAUGCCUGAUCUUGCUUCCGCUGUAGUGACCAAGGGUGACACCGAGAAUUUAGCUCUGUUGGUUUAUUCAGAAGACGUGAUGACGAGGAACAAGUCAUGGAAACUUUUCAGCUCUCAGAAAGCGCAGGUCUGGGAAUGGGUUUAAAAGCCUCUGUCUUCAGCCCAGAGCGAUGUGAAACUGAAUCCUACACUGUAGCUCAAAUGCACGGGGAAAGCUGCCGUCGUAAACCUCGCAGCUCAGCCUUUCUUCUCCGGGAAAAACAGCAAGCAGGUGAGCACCAUCUCUUUCGCCACGCUUCCUGCCUCUGGGUUUGGUUGCUCCUCUUUUUCCUCCUCUUGGAAUCCACGCGGCUCUGUCUUCCAUUUCUGAAUACCUUGGUUUGAGAGGAAAGGCAGUUGAGAUUUUCUGCCUUGUGGAGGCUCGGACUUUGGCAGCAGCAGUGUCAGAACCAGCACCUUCCCUUCUGCUUAAACGGAGCAGCAUCCCUCUUUCUUGUGGACCCUCCCACCUCCGUCCCACAUCUCUCGGUCACUUCCUACACAUCCUCCCUCCUCUCGGGAGCUGGGCUGCCUCCUGCGAGAGCAGCUGUGGGUGGACGUUGCCUGAGUUGCCUCUCUGGGUGAGUCGGGUGUGUUAACUCACACACAGUAGUGUGACUUGGCUUAAGACACCUGUUGACUUUGGAGGUGGCGUGUUUUCUCAGGCAGCUGUGCAGUCAGUGUGCAAGAGGUUGGGUACUUCCAUUUCAUUAGGUUCGCAGUUUACUGGGCGUUGUUGACCUAAGCAGUUCAUGUUUUGAUGCCUCAACGGGAGACCCAGAAGGUUUUGAUUUCUUUCUGUUUUUGAAAAAGGAUCGUGUUGCCGUCGUUUUCAUAUUCGUAUAUUUCCCUGACUUUAGUUUGUCGGCAUCAAAGCUUGGCCCUUGGUGCUGGGUCCUUAGAAGUAGCCUCAUGGUUGGCUCCUAAGUUUCAGGCUCCCUGUAACUUGGUUUCCAGUAUUUUGUGAGCGGAGAAAAUUCAAGCCGGGAGAAAAGGAUACUCUGUGCAAGACAUUUUAUGGUGUCUAAUUGUCCCUAUUUUUAUUGAUACGAAAGCAAGACUCAGAGAAAGUGAGGUGACUUGAUGAUAAGUCAAAAUUCCUGUUUUUUUCCCCGAAACCAUGCUGCCAUUGACAACUGCUCUUCUUCUCUGAGGGAGUGAGAAAAUGGGGGUGCCAGCCGAGCUAGCUCGAGUCUUUCAAGGAGGCGCUGGUUGAUUGAAUAUGGAGUCGAAGAGGAACAGGCUUUGCAGAUCAGGGGGAGUCACUCCACAGGCGAGAGCUUUUAUCUCCCUUUCAGGCUGGCCUCAGGUGACAGGCACUUCUGGCUAUGAACUUUACUUGCCACCGCCGGAUUUUGCCGGGGGACAGUGAAAAGCUGCCAUGAGAGCUGACUUGAGCAGUUCUGUUCCUCCUUCCAUCAGCCACAUGAAGGAGGACGCUUUGAUGUUAGAAGUAGUUUGUGCGGUAGAAUUUCUCAGCAUGAAAGGCCUUCGGUUGCGUUUAGAGGUGUUGGGCCAGAACCCCAUCAGGGGUUGAGCUUCUUCUUGGGGCUCAGGUUCCCUUGAAGAUCUGCCAUCUCUCCGGGGUUAUUUGAGGAAAUCAUGUGUGGUUAUAGCUUCCCUAAAUGAACAUGACCUCAGGGCCCCUGGCCUGUGCUGAACUUUCUGACCGACUCGAAGCAGUAGAGCAGUGUAAGCUUUGUCCUUGUCCCUGUUGAUUCCUUGGUGGCUGCUUCACCAGCUACCAGCAUUUGAAGAUAAGAGGAAGAAGCCUGGGGAAGGGGGAGAUUGAAUAGACUGGCCGGCUGCUUUUUUUUGGCUGUGCUCAUGGUAUGCACCAGUUCCUGGGCCAGGGCUCAAACCUAAGCCAUGGCAGCGACAAUGCCGAAACUCCCAGCCAACCAUGUUGAAGUCGAUUUGCAGCCUUGAUUAUAGAACAUGAAAAGAUUUACCUGGUAUUCCAGCAUCUUAUAAGACAAGCAUUCUUUGGCCUGUUAGCUACCACCUGGGAGACAAAGAGACCAUAUAGAGUUAAAUCCUUCAUUUGCCCUUGGAGACAGAGGAGCUGUGGUGAGAAUCCUGAAAGCCGCAUUCUGUGACCACUGGCUCCUCUUCUUGAGUCAGGCACAGCAAAGCCCUCUUUGGCCAGUCUGUUUUCCAGUCCGUGCCAGAUUACUUUGAAUAACCCUGGUCGGCCAGGCGACACAUGGCCCAAUGGCCCAUGAUUUUUUAAAUUCCUUUCUAUGGCUGUUGCUUCUUUGAGUCAGUCCUUAGCAGGAUCCAACGUGCCUUGUAGGUUAAGAAAGAAAAGUAUGUUUGCAGGCUUUCUGAGGUCCUUAUGUACCAGGAAUGCGUGGAAAGCUCACAUCAGUGAUACUGAUGUAGGGUCUUCCCGGAAAGAACAGGAGAGUUUCACUUUGGAUCCGUCUGGAAUAGUGCCCGGGAUUUGGGGCGGGCCUGCCUUUGCUUUUGUUAUUAUGGUUUUGAUUAGGGAGCGAAGAUUGUUUUAUGCUAGGCAUUAUGCUAAGCUCUGGGGCAGCUGAGAUGACGAGGACAUGGAUCUUGUUCUCCAGGAAUGUGUAAUUCUUUAGCCAGACUCUAGUUGAGAAAAAGAAGCAGAUUUAUGAGUUAAAGCUACCUGCGCAGUUGUCAGCGUCGCUGCCGAGGGGUGUCUCCCCCACAGAGCUGAAUGAAGCACUUUUUUAGUCUAAGGGGGGAUUCACACUAGUCCUCUAGCCCUGAGUGCCAGGCUGUUAGAAUUGUGCCCAUAGUCUGGUCCCUCCUGCCUCUCCUGCACGUAUCCUGCCUCCCCAGGGCUGUGUCAUGUUGGUUCUUCCUAUGAACAGGGCUGUAAUUGAUUUGUCCUUCCCUGGGGGGAGAAUAAUAACAUUCAGAAUAAAUGAGACAACAGAUGCAAACUACUCAGCACAAUGCCUAGUACAUAUUAGGCACUCAGCAAAUGUCACUGUCCUUUAUUUCAUGGUGAGACUAGAGGCAAAGAGUAAGACUCUUAUUAAUUUGCGCUCCUUCAAUGCUAGAGGCCCGGGCAGUGUAAAUUACCUUUUAAAAUGCGACCCUCUAUUUUGUUGCUUCUCGAAUGCAUUUUAAAUAACAGUUUCUGUUCACGGUCUUUUUAAAAAUACCUACUUGAUAUAAUCAUGGGUGACUCUUGUGUGGUGCAGGUGCCUCCACCUGUUUUAAAAAAAAAAAAAGUAUUUGCAUAUUUUGAUACAUUUCAAAAAAGAAAAAUUAUUUUCUAUCUUAGAGGAAGACAAUGACACUUCAGAAGGGUGAUUCAGUUAUAGGUUUCCGUUGGCCACCCUAAAGGAGCCCCUGGGUCGGUCAGACAUUCGCUCUCCCCUUCUCCCGAUUAAAUGCAUUAACUUCGUGCUGGCUUGAGUCCAGCUUCAUCUCAGUCGCUGGCCUUUGUGAACCUCUGGCGCCAUCACUGUUCUCUAAACCCAUCUCCUGCUUCUUCUUCGUACCAUGCCCCUUCAUCGUGGAAUGAGGAGAUACUCUACGGUGGGUCUUCUUUUUAAGCUUUCUUUUUUGAAAAUACUUUUUUAAAGGAAAUCUACUGGUUAGAUUUUUGUCUCACAAAAAAUGUUUUUAGAGAUUAUUUUGUUCAUAAAUGUUUCUUUCUCAUGCUGAUGAUCAACUGAUUUUUUUUUGUCUACAAACGUUGGCCUAUCACAGUAUUUUUUCAAUAUAGAUUCUAUUUACCAAAUGACCAUUUUAGUGUUUUUAAAAGGUACUGAGGAUUGCGAUAUGUAAAUCAGGUGACAUAAAUAUGAAAAUUAUGUGCCUAAAUAUUUUUGUAAAGAUAUCCAAUAAAUAACUUUUUCUUCAA